Adineta ricciae is the source of this 5565-nucleotide messenger RNA. The record is from the annotation of a GenBank genome assembly. Lineage: Eukaryota; Metazoa; Rotifera; Eurotatoria; Adinetida; Adinetidae.
AUGCAACAACAACAGAAAAGAUUUCAAACAUCGUCAUCGGACGAUUCCUUAUCUCGAGUGUUCAUCCAUAGUGCUGAACAAACGAGUCAACAUACUUUACCGCUUAGUAUUACACCUUUAACACCUGCGACAGUACGACGUACCAGUGAAACACAAACAGCUGAGAAGAACUCAACACCAAAAUCUGCUCCGUCGUUUGCCGAAACUCAGCUUUUAUCUGUUUACUACCCAAGUUUAGACCCAAAGAACCCUUCAACAAACGACAAAUGCAUAUUUGUUGAACAGCAAGAUCGACAACCGAUACGUUAUCGUGCUGCAUAUGAUCCCUUAUCGUCGUCAAGGUCGACGCAAACUUCCCCAUCUUUAUCAACCUAUGGUUCAACAUUGAUUAUCGAUCGAAACCAAAGUACAGAUGUUAAAUACGACCAACAUGUGAAAAUUCAUUCCGGCAGUCAGAACCUGCCAGAUACUAUUCAUGAUAAAAAUGCCCUGCCUAGCGAACUGCUCGAAGAAUCGAAAUACUCAUACGAAGAAUACAUAGUACAUGUCGAAAGGGAACACAAUCGAACACCUUCAUCCUCGUCAUCAUCAGUGACAACGGUUAUUGCACAAAAUGGGGAAGUUGACUCUGAUCGUACGUCGAACUUGAGUUUUGAUGUUAAAAACAAUUCAAAAUUAGUUACAAGUACACCAAUCAAAGAAGAAAAUAAACGAGUAUCUAGUUGGCCACCUGUACCAGAUGAUAUCAUAUCAUUGGAUGUUCAGUAUGAGAACGACGAAGCGAAACGUUCAGGACGUGUGCAGUUCGCUGAACAACUAAUUCACGUUAUACCACCAUCGACAACAACUAGUUUAAGUGAUGAGUCAAUAACGCCACCUGCAAUCAUCCCACGAACAAAUAUUAAAGAGCAAACGAAAUCAGUCAAUACUGAUCCUCAACCUGUUGAAGAUCAACUGCAAAGACAAGAUUAUCGACCUAUGAAUCAAUCGAAGUGGGUUAAAACACAGUUGGAUCAGUCCGAGACGCAAACAAAUACGACAUCGCAUCGAGUCGAUACCUUACGUUCAAUGUUCGAGCGACAGAAUUCGCGCUCAUCGGAUUCAUCAACAAUCAGCAGUCCAACUAGUCAAAGUCGACGAAAAGAACCUGAUGAACGGCCAUCACGUCAAGGAGACGAGAUCCGAUUUCGUGUUAAAGAUAAGAAUUCGUCCGGCAUUCAUCACGCUGAACCAGCCAAAAUUAUUCAAUACACAAUAACUCCAUCGGCAAUUAACAACCAAUUGGAUUUACUUCCACUACAUCAAAUACGUCAGAUUACUGGUAAACAAUUGAAAAGCCUUGACGAUGCCGGACAUUAUUUACAGGAUGGUUAUACUUGGCAAUGGAAUGAAAUCUUUUGGUUAAGUUUAACAACGUCUCAGCGUGAUCAAUUGAAAGAGCUCGAACGUCAAUUAACUAUUCGUCCACGUAGCGCCGAACAGACAUUAGCUUCAAACGAUUCCGAACUCUCAUCAGUAUCAUCCAAUGAAACAAAACGUUACAAAUCAACUAUUAAUAUAACUGCAGCUGGUUCGUGGCAACUACAAAAGCCAACAGCAGCUCCCUCGGGGAUAACGAAGUAUACAGAAACGAGUACUAUACAUGAAAGUCAGCCGACAGUAAGCGUCUUCGGCUCAGCACCGAAUUCGACUUCAUCGAAAGUUGGCUCGCAAGAAUCGAUUACUUCUUCAAGUGCUCAACAGCAAGUAUUGGCAUCGAAUAAGCGAACUGAUAGUCAACUUACAAUUAUCGAGUCGGGUUAUGGUUCAGCAGAUGAUCAACAACGUUUUAGACCGAACUCCAGCACAAUCAUCGAAGAACCGCCUGCUGCACAACAGGUUGGCAACAAUAUUCGAACGAAUCUGCCGCCAAAACAACCGAAAUUAGAUCCAUUAAGCUAUGAACAAUUCGUCAAUGAUUAUCUAUCAACUUAUGCGAGAUCAACACGUUCGACCGACGGAACAUUACUUCUUUCCAUUGAUGAUCAGCAGAUUCAUCUUCCACACAUUCGGUUUUCUUCGUCGAACCAAACAAUCAUUCAUUCCGAUGCUAUCGACAAAGCUCUUUCACCAUUCGAAACUGAAUCCAAUGAGUUAGUUAUAUUCGUCUAUGGAACAAUUAUUAACAUUCCAGCUGAUCGAUGGCUCAUCCAUCGUAAUAAAUAUAGUCACACUCGAUGGGUUCAGAACUUAAAGCGUGUCAAUCGAAAUCUUCCGCUAAAGGUCAUACCCUUCAUCGAUCAAUGGCUUUUGAACCAUAGCACGCUCUCUAUUGACACCCAUGAACUUAACAUCGAUGGAUUAAUCAUUCCAUAUCUCGACCGACUAGAUUCACAUCAGAUUCGACAAUUUCAAACCAAUUCAUCGAAUGAAACGUUCAACUAUCUAAUGCGAACGGGUUUUAUCUCUUAUGAUGAGGAUCAAACAUUGAUCCAUAUCGGUAAUAGUGAACUUGAUGCUCACCGUCUUUUCACAUCUUCGUCGGCAGAGUUCGUUGAGCGAGUAACAAACGCUCUUCGUUCAUUAACUAACAUUCAAUUCAACAAUGAAAACAGUUCUUUAAUCUUGGCAGAUGAUUUCAUUAUUCCCCAUGAAUAUCUGUCCAAUCUGCUCAGUCAAAUCGAACAUGGAGGAACUUUAAAUGCUCAUGAAUUAGCGCAAUUUUUGUGCGAAAUUUGUCAAAUCGAAGAGGACGAAAACGAUCGGUCGCUGAUUCUCACAUUUGGAAAACAGAUUUUACGUAUGAAAACAUCCGAUGAUAAUCACGUACAAAUCUUAUCUCAAUGGUUGGAACAACUCAAUUAUCAAAGACAAAUUCAUAUCAACGAAGAAAACGAUGUUAUUAUCUAUCCCAGUCGUCCUCAUCAGCAAAUCUUCAUUAAACAUGAAUACGUCGAAGAAUACAUGAUAGGCAAGGCUGGUUUAACUCAUAUCUCGAUGAACGACCUUGCAAAUAUUUUACUUUUCUACAAUUUCGUUCAAUAUUCAUCGGGGCAGCUAAUAUUUCCUGACCAGCAAAUCGUCGUGGACACCAAUCAAUUAACCUGGUUACAAUCGAUCAUCCAAUCGAUUCGUGUGCACGACAAUACAAAAGAAACCGAAGUCGAGCUUUUCGAUGGGCAGCACACACAAAACCUUCGAAUUCCAUACGAAUACAUGCUUCCGACUGAUCAGCCGCAACUAGUGGCAAGUUAUUUACUUCAAAAUGGAAAUAUCCGCUUUGAAGUGAACACAGGAAACUAUGAAUACGUCUACGCACGACCUGAAGAAAAAGUCCUUUCGGUUGAUCGUGAAAAUAUCGACUCCAUUCGCGAAAAUCUUAUUGAUGAUUUUGUUGAAUAUGUCAACAAUCAAGAUGGAGUUCAUUACGAUAAUACAAAGAAUUCGCUAGUACUGCAAAAUUUAUCGAACGGUUCAAGACUAUACUUAACUCCUGAACACACACAAUUCAUUAAGGAAAACCAAUACCGACGACAAGAUAUGAAAUAUAUUUUGAAAAAACAUGCUCAAUUGAAACGCAAUGAGUCGAAUCAAUGGAUCAUGUACUACAAUAAUCAAUCCAUACCUAUUUCAAUCGAUGAAAAUGUUCUAAGUAAUCUCUCACAACAAACUCCGAACGAUUUACUGCGCCGCUACCAUGCAACGAUUGAAUAUAUGUACAAUCAUGGCUUAAUUACAUGUAACAAACCAUUGAAAUUAGUUCGUUUGCAAUGCACCAAUGAAAUUCUGACUAUCCCAACGGAUUUCCUACGUUCAAUAUUAAAUACCAAAAUUUUUCAUUCGUCUAACGACGACAUACUUCCGUUUACUAGUCAAGAGUUAUCUCAAUGGUUAUUAGACCAUUCCAGUAACAUUAGUCGAUCAUUACAAGAUUUCAUUCAAAUCACAUACCGAAAUCGCCUGUAUCAUUUGCCAUUGAUCUCGUCGAACACUGAAGAUGAAGAUCGAAAGUUAGAACUACUAUUUCCAUUCAAUACCUCCUUACGUUUGCUACAGAAAACUCCGUCAACAACAACGUUAGACAUUCAACAGCCCGAUGAAACAAAUGAUUAUGCGAUCGACCCAUUAUUAAUCUUGGCGAAUUACGUUCAUCGUGCGGGAACGAUCUACCAAGACCAAUUAGGUCGGUUGGUGAUUAAAUUAGACACGAACGAAAUAGUCAUACCUCGUGCGGACGCUGCUAGUGCUAUCGAAUCGAUUAAUACUUCACCACAACGAACUGGUACGAUCAUUGCACGUUUAAUACAUCGCAUAGGCAAAGUCCAGUCAAAUCAGUUGGGUGGACUGACCAUUACCGUUGGUAAAAAGUCGAUUGACAUUUCGCAAGAAUCGAUCAAUCGUACCAGUACCAAUGACUCAUCUUUACAUGCUCAAAACUCCAAAUCAGCACGCAAGUCCUCAAACCUACCUGUCUUACAACAGUCAAAAUCAGCGAAUAAUUUAUCGUCAUUCUCUGAUGAUCAACAAAUCCUCUCCACCAAAGAUAAACGAACUGAUAUAAAACAUCUACCUACUAUUCAACAGGAUAGAACGAUGAGUAAUCCGACCCAAACAUCUCGGCAAUUAAAACCACGUAUAAUUAUUAUACCUGAUAAUGAUUCGAAUGCUACUUCGAAUCGUGCGACACGUUUCUACGUUCAACAUACAUCUGAAUCGAACUCGACGGUGAAUAUAAAUUCCAAUUCCAUCCAACAGACACAACCGCAAUUGAUUACUCCACAAUCAUUUCGUGAUGCAACGCUUCGAGAUGCUCCAGUCUUCGUUCGGCAACAAGGCCGAGAGAUUCACUAUGAGAAUCUCGCGCACUAUUUAACAACAGAACAAGUUGAAUUGGCAUCACAUACCGUUCGUCAUAUGUUGAAAUUCUCAUCUGAUGACGAGUAUUUUGCUUAUUUGAACAAGAAAAUGUCAUCUAGCUAUGCGAACCAACUUGUCCGAGAAAGUGAAGAGAAACCUCGUCGAUCAUCGUCAUCUUCUCACCUGAUCGAUCGACAAACGAGAGCAUCGAACGAGAAUCUUGUUCGAGAUCGCUCGAAAUCACCAGGCAAUUCAUAUAACGUUCAAAAUGGCACUGCAAGACGGGAAAGAUCUCGAUAUCCUGAACGAGAUCAGCGCUAUGCAUUCGAUCGCAGUCUAUCAUCCUCGAGUCGAUCACCGUUGACAACGAGCACAGGUGGUCAUAGUUUAACAACUCCUGAUAAGAAUGUGACAUUGCCUCGCACUUUAUCAGGACAAAGCAAUGAUGGAGAGAGUGAAAGUCGUGCAACCGUUUCGCGCAGCGCUAGUGCUGCUGCAAAAGUAACAAGUAAAUCGGAUACAAUCAAAUCGACAACGUCAUCAUCAGCUGCAUCAAGUCGAGAACAGUCAGCUGUCGCAGCACCGGCUUCGCCCAAUCGUACAAGUGGUAGUAAAACUGCCGACGAUUCAACAAAGAAAGAAAAGAAAUCGAAAUUUCGUACACCGUCUUUUCUUCGAAAACGCAAAGAAAAGAAAGAAGCUGCUGGUAAAGACAAAGCUGAAAAAUGA